AUGUCUUCCUCUUUCAACAAGUAUAGUGUUAUCCUUCCAACAUAUAACGAACGUAAUAAUCUCCCAAUCAUUAUAUGGUUAUUAGCUAAAACUUUUAAAGAAAAUGAGCUUCCUUGGGAGGUUAUUAUUGUGGACGAUGCCUCACCUGACGGAACCCAAGAAAUAGCAAAGCAACUAACUAACGUUUAUGGUCCUGAGCAUAUUUUGCUAAAACCAAGAGCAGGAAAGCUUGGGCUUGGGACUGCAUAUGUUCAUGGACUACAAUUUGUCACUGGAAAUUUUGUUAUUAUCAUGGACGCCGAUUUCUCACAUCAUCAAACUAAAAACUAUGAUAUCAUUACUGGGACGCGUUAUGCUGGUAAUGGUGGAGUUUAUGGGUGGGAUCUUCGACGUAAGGUGAUAAGUCGCGGUGCAAACUUUUUAGCCUCUACAUUAUUGCGUCCAGGCGUAUCUGAUCUUACUGGAAGCUUUCGACUAUACAAAAAACACGUGUUGGAACGAUUAAUUUCCGCGACUAUCUCCAAAGGAUACGUCUUUCAAAUGGAAAUGAUGGUGCGAGCUCGACAUCUAGGUUUCACUAUCGGUGAAGUACCAAUUACAUUUGUGGAUCGAGUCUACGGUGAAAGUAAAAUGGGUGCAAAUGAGAUCGUGCAAUACGCUAAGGGAGUUUGGCAAUUAGUGAUUUACGGCUAUAUAGAAGAUUUCGAUGAAGAAAAUCUCAUAGAGUAA
This is a messenger RNA of Ambispora gerdemannii, 729 nucleotides long. The record is from the annotation of a GenBank genome assembly. NCBI's taxonomy places the organism in Eukaryota, Fungi, Glomeromycota, Glomeromycetes, Archaeosporales, Ambisporaceae.